GGCGCAUGUUCUCCGCCUAAACAGCAGAGGCGCUGCAGCCUGCCCCCGCAUCUUACUUCACUUAGGUACACGUCACGCAGUGAGCUCUCAGUUUUUGCCACGGUUGCUACUUCGCUGCAGCUUCAAGGAAAAUACUGAAGUCUGUAACUUUGUCCAGGAUGACCGCGAUGCUGCGCGCAUGUGUGCUGCUGGUUGUUCUCGCGCUGGGUUCAGGAGAGGAGGGCGCGCGGCUGCUGGCCUCCAAGUCCCUGCUGAACCGCUACGCUGUGGAGGGCCGGGACCUCACCCUGCAGUACAACAUCUACAAUGUAGGCUCCAGUGCUGCCCUGGAGGUGGAACUUUCUGACGAUUCUUUUCCUCCUGAGGACUUCGGAAUUGUGUCGGGAAUGUUGAAUGUUAAAUGGGACAGGAUUGCACCAGCUAGCAAUGUCUCUCAUACAGUGGUGUUGCGCCCCCUAAAGGCUGGAUACUUUAACUUCACCUCAGCCUCUGUCAGCUAUGUAGCCCAGGAAGGAGGACAAGUUGUGGUGGGCUAUACCAGUGCCCCUGGCCAGGGGGGCAUCUUGGCUCAGAGAGAGUUUGACCGCCGUUUCUCCCCACACUAUCUGGACUGGGCUGCAUUUGGAGUGAUGACUCUGCCUUCUAUUGGAAUUCCUCUGCUCCUCUGGUACUCAAGUAAAAGGAAAUAUGACUCGCCAAAAGCCAAGAAGAACUGAGGACCAGUUCCUGGGUUUAAGGAAUGGGGAAUGAUGGGGCAUGGGAUCCAGCCCCUAUUUAGAGUAAAGGUGGAAAUGGACAGUACCAAGGAAAAUAACUUGAUCAAAAAGCAGUAUGUGAGUAAGAUGAGUCUAGAGCAGAUAGAAAAAGGAGGAAAUAUCAGUGUCUACAAUUAGUUGAUUUCUAAAUGGGUUCAAAAGACACAACACCUGUGGUUAUUACUUUUCCAGCUGUGUAAAAUCAUGUAAUUGUUGAUGUUGUGAUCUGAAUUUAAUGUAAAAGUUCUAGAAUGUUCAAUUAUAAAUAAUUGUUUUUUUCUUCUAA
Girardinichthys multiradiatus is the source of this 1041-nucleotide messenger RNA. It is a transcript of the gene ssr2, whose product is annotated as signal sequence receptor, beta. The transcript has 6 exons. Gene Ontology annotation, cellular component: membrane; endoplasmic reticulum. NCBI's taxonomy places the organism in Eukaryota, Metazoa, Chordata, Actinopteri, Cyprinodontiformes, Goodeidae. Bases 159 to 716 code for a protein of 185 amino acids. The record is from RefSeq and is a predicted model, not a curated record.